AUGGCGGCCAAACGCCCCAACUUUCUAAUCAUCGUUGCGGACGACCUUGGCUUCAGCGACUGCGGUUGCUUCGGUUCUGAGAUCUCGACCCCCAACAUCGAUGCCCUCGCAACAGAAGCGAGCGCCCUCCGCUUCACAAACUACCAUGUCGCUGCAGCAUGUUCGCCAACAAGGUCUAUGCUCAUGACCGGAACAGAUCAUCAUAUCGCAGGUCUUGGCCAGCUGCACGAAUUUACGCGUGCUUCUCCGGCCCACAGUGGCAAGCCUGGGCACGAAGGGUUUUUGAAUGAGCGUGUGGUUGCGCUACCAGAGCUUUUAUCCGAUGGGGGUUACUUCACGCUGAUGUCCGGCAAAUGGCAUUUGGGUCUGCGCCCGGAGCACCAUCCUAUCAAUCGAGGUUUCAAGAAGUCUUUCGCCCUUCUCCCUGGCUGCGCGAACCACUACGCUUACGAGCCCGAAUACAAAGACCCAGAAAGCGAGCCUGGAAAGUUCUUCGAAACCGCGACGCGCGCACUGCACGCUGAAGACGACCAUUUUAUGGACCAGCUACCGCCUGGUUUCUACAGUAGUGAUGCAUAUGCGGAUAAGCUAAUGACAUAUCUGGAUGACCGAACGGAAGAAGAGAAAGCGCAGCCCUUCUUCGCGUAUUUGCCAUUCAGCGCUCCUCAUUGGCCACUUCAAGCGCCAAAGGAAGUAUGCGACAAGUAUCGCGGAAUGUACGACGAAGGACCUGAGGUCCUGCGACAGAAACGACUGACCCGAUUGCAACAGCUGGGCAUGGUCGAGCAGGACGUUAAGCCACAUCCAGUCGUGUUCACCGACGGAAGGACCGAGGAUUGGGAAGAACUACCGAAAGAAGUCCGCGAAAGCUCGAGUCGCGCGAUGGAAGUCUACGCGGGCAUGGUUGAUCGCAUGGAUUGGAACAUCGGCCGUGUAAUCGAGCAUUUGAAAGCCAUGGGCGAGUACGAAGAUACAUUCGUGCUGUUCAUGAGCGACAAUGGGGCUGAAGGUGCAAGCUACGAGGCGAUGCCGAUAGUAGGGGAUAGCAUCAUGGCACACAUCGACAAGUACUACGACAAUAGCUUGGAAAACAUAGGGCGGGGCAAUAGCUUCGUAUGGACUGGUGCUAUCAACAAUGCUUUUUGUACCGUUAUGGACAUCGUCCCAACUGUUUUAGAACUGGCGCAGCUCAAGCAUCCGGGAACAUCGUACAAAGGACGCCAGAUCGCUCCACUGAGAGGACGAAGCUGGGUCGACUUUUUAUCAACAAAAAGGGAAGACAUACACGACCCGGAUUACGCUACCGGCUAUGAGAUUGCUGGCUCCGGUGCACUGCGACGCGGUGAUUGGAAAAUAACAUUUGUACCGGCACCGAAGGGACCCCAGAAAUGGGAGCUCUUUAACAUCAAAGAGGAUCCCGGCGAAACUAACGAUCUAGCGGAGGAGCAACCAGCACUGUUCGAAGAGCUUCUGAAGCUUUGGAACGAGUACAAAGAAGAGGUCGGCGUGAUAGGUGUUGCCGGCGAAUAUCCUACAGCAGUACAAGGUGACCCGAAGACGACUUUGAUUGAUGAAUUCGAAGAUCCGUAUUGCUGGAUUAAAUACAUAGGACGACCUGAAAUAACACCACACAGACUGAGAGGUAUUGUGCCUCUAGUCAAGUAG
Messenger RNA from Didymosphaeria variabile, 1665 nucleotides. RefSeq lists its product as uncharacterized. The record is from RefSeq and is a predicted model, not a curated record. Gene Ontology annotation, molecular function: arylsulfatase activity. The transcript has 3 exons. Lineage: Eukaryota; Fungi; Ascomycota; Dothideomycetes; Pleosporales; Didymosphaeriaceae. Bases 1 to 1665 code for a protein of 554 amino acids.